UUUUCUAGUUCGCACAAUUUGCUAUAGCCGACUGUAGUAUAAAUGUCAUUAUUAGGAUUCUGUCGGAUGCUUUACCGGCUAUGGUGUAUGUUGUAAAGUUUAAUAUAUUUUUCUUCGACACUAAGAAACUAAAACAGAUGCUAGAAGAAAUUAUUAAUAAUCGGCGGAUGUUGACAGAUCCACAGGAAAUUAAAAUAGUAGAACAUUACGCUCACCAAGGGAAAACCGUAACAUUUAUAAGUACAUUGCUGAUGAUAUUUGCUGUAUUUACAAUGUUAAUAAUGGAACUAAUACCAGAUAUCCUCGAUUUUUUCCGGCCAUUAAACGAAUCACGUGCACAUUAUAUAUCAUUCCUGAACGAAUACCACAUGAAUAAGGGAGUACAGUUUUAUUAUUUUCUCUUGUAUUCUAUUAUAAGUAUUAAUAUUGGUGUUCUUUCGCUAUUAUCCGUAUCUACGAUGCUUCUACUGAUUUCUUUGCACUGCUGCGCAUUAUUCAAAAUUUGCAGGUAA
Molecule: messenger RNA, 512 nt
Organism: Temnothorax curvispinosus
Lineage: Eukaryota; Metazoa; Arthropoda; Insecta; Hymenoptera; Formicidae
Exons: 3
Coding region: 81-512 (143 amino acids)
Source: RefSeq, a predicted model, not a curated record